Messenger RNA from Pseudopodoces humilis (Tibetan ground-tit), 4327 nucleotides. RefSeq names its product protein mono-ADP-ribosyltransferase PARP12. The record is from RefSeq and is a predicted model, not a curated record. Lineage: Eukaryota; Metazoa; Chordata; Aves; Passeriformes; Paridae. Gene Ontology annotation, cellular component: nucleus. Gene Ontology annotation, molecular function: metal ion binding; NAD+ poly-ADP-ribosyltransferase activity.
AUGAAGAGCCAGGAGUGUGAAAAAGACCCAGACAAAGUCAGGCAGGGGAGGGAGGCGACGGGCCGGGUCCCGGUUCCGCUGUCCGUGCCCCGCUCCCCGCGGCCGGCUCACCCGGAGCGAGCCCCUCCCCUGCGGGGCAGAGCGGAGGCUGCGGCCCGAGGCGGCCCCGCUCCUCUCGCCCGCUUUCACUUUCGUUUCCGUUUCCGUCGCUUUCCCGGGCGGGGCUCCCCGGCCAUGGCGCUGGCGACCCAGGCUCUGCAGGUGCUGUGCGCCAGCGGCGGCUCCCUGGAGCAGGGCGAGCUGCGGCGGCGGAUGCCGAGCCGGCCCUCGGCCGACUGCCUGGCGGCCGUGCUGCGGGACAGGCAGCGCUUCACGCUGGUGCGCCGGCCCGGCCAGGCGGCGGAGGCCGAGGUAGCCGUGGUGGUGGCCACCAGCCCCCUGCGGCUGUGCCCGGAGCACGGCGCGGGCUGCCCGGGGCAGUGCGGGCGGCUGCACCUCUGCAAGUACCACCUGAAGGGCUUCUGCCGCAACCAGCUGGCCAGGAAGGGAUGCAGGUUUGUUCACAACUUCUACUCAGACCACAAUCUCAGUGUUCUAAAGCAGUAUGGACUUGAGAAUUUAAACCGUGAUGAACUUUGCCAGCUUCUGCUUCAAAAUGAUCCUUCCCUCUUACCAGAGGUCUGCUUGCAUUAUAACAAAGGUGAUGGACUUCAUGGAUCUUGUUCAUUUAAAUCAUCCUGCAGCAAACUUCAUGUUUGUCAGUACUUUUUGCGGGGUCAGUGCAGAUUUGGCAGCAGCUGCAAACGGUCCCAUGACUUAUUAAAUCCAGAAUGUUUUGAGAAACUGGAGAGACAGGGAAUGAGCUCAGACAUUAUUGAGAAACUACCUUCCACUUAUAGAAACAUGUAUGACAUUAAAAAUGGCAACAAAAAUGUGUAUGACACAGAAGAUGCCAUGUCCUCAACAUGCAAAGACAAAAAACCCAGCACUGGAUGGGAUUCCUCAGCUACAAAGGACGAUGAACCAGAACAGAUAUGUUUACACCAUCUGUACAGAAGCUGUAGCUUUAAAGGAAAGUGUACCAGAACCCACUUUCGCUUGCCAUAUAGAUGGCAGUACUCUGAGGGUAAUACCUGGAAGGACUUCAUGAAUAUGGAAGAAAUAGAAAAAGCAUAUUGUGACCCAAAAAAUGUCAGAUUUGAUUAUGCUCUUGCUCAUGAAAAAGUCUUUUUCCCAUUCUGUGUCUGUUUCGACAAUAUGUCCUGUGGGUUGCAAAAAGUCAGACGUCUUUCUACAGCCUCCUCUGUGACCAAACCCCCUCACUUCAUUCUUACAACAGAAUGGAUCUGGUACUGGAAAGAUGAAUAUGACACGUGGCAGGAGUAUGGAAAACAAAAUGAUCUUCAUGCAGCUGCUACUGUCUCCAGUGAAGACCUGGAGAAAGCUUAUUUGGCUGAAAGUUCUCCAAAGCUGACCUUCAAAGCUGGAAGACAUGAAUAUGAAAUAAAUUUUGUGUCCAUGAUGCAGAAAAACCUUCACUACAGAACAGAAAGGAAGAUUUGCAGAAGACCUAAAUUUGUCUCUCCGGCAGAGGUGGAAAAGAAGACAAAAGCCAGGGGUGUUAAGCAUACAGAAGGGUUUAAGAGCAUUCCAGCUCACUGGGACAAAUCUGCCCUGCCUGAACUGGGAUUCAAGCUGAUUGAGCUUGACUGUUCUUCUGAGGAAUACAAGAAAGUCAAAUUGGACUUCCAGCGCACAAUGCCCAAAGCAACUAUUAAAAAGAUUUGUAGAGUUCAGAACCCAUCCCUCUGGGAAUUGUAUCAAUGGCAGAAGGACCUAAUGCAGAAGAGCAAUGGUGGAAAGGCCGCAGAUGAGCGAUUUUUGUUUCAUGGGACCAGUAAAAAAGACAUUGAUGCCAUCUGUCAGCAAAAUUUUGACUGGAGAAUCUGCGGCCUUCAUGGGACAGUCUACGGCAAAGGAAGCUAUUUUGCAAGGGAUGCAUCUUAUUCUGACAACUACUGUGGGACAGACUCACACACCAAGACCAUGUUCCUGGCACGAGUGCUGGUGGGGGAGUUCACUCUUGGUAGUUCUGAUUACGUUCGGCCUCCCAUGAAGGACAGCCAAAACUUCUAUGACAGCUGUGUGAAUAACUCUUCAAAUCCUUCUAUCUUUGUCAUCUUUGAGAAGCAGCAGAUUUAUCCAGAGUAUCUCAUAGAAUACCAGACAUUUGCAAGACUUAUAUAGCAGCAAAACCUGUCAUCCUUAUGUUUAACUGGUUUAAACAUUUUUUUAGUUUUGGCUUAAGAGAAAAAAUUAUUUAGAAGAGGCUGUGUAAUCAGAUAGGCGAGUGUUCAGAAACAUUUUUCCUCUGUGUUUUCUGUGCAAUAGAAAACAAGGCAUAAAAAGACAUAGAGGAUGUUUUAGAAUUCAUAAAAUCUUGUUUCUGUAUCUAUUUUUAGCAGCUUUCACAUUACCCUACACUAUGAGAGCCUUUCAUAAAUUUAUUAGAAGAAAUUGCUGAUGGUUGUAGCAUGAGAAUUGGCUGUGACUGCCAAAUUUAAACAAUUUUUAGUUAUUGUUCCAGGAUAGGUUUUUACAUGUGCUCAUUGGUCAGAGGCACUAUCCUUCUAUCUGUUUAUCUUUUAAGUCAAAAUUGAAUAAAACACAGUUUUUUAGUAAUCUGUUUCCUGUAACAGUAGACAUUCAGGUGUUUGCAAACAUGAUUGUACAAAAUCUGUGCUCAACUCAUUGCAUAAAUUCUGAGUAGCCCUCUUAUUUUUUGUCCCUACUUAAUCUGCACCAACAAAACCUCAAAAAUUAAACUAGCUUGUUGAAAAAGAACAGAAACUUAUUUUCAUUUGUUGAGUUUCUCAUUUAAAACAAGUACCAAAGAUACAAGCAUAACAGGCUGCUUGGUGCUGUGUAACCCAGUUGAUUUACUCUAUCAAACAAAUACUGUAUUUUACUGAGAACACAAGUUUUUCAUUACUUUCACUGUGCUUACAAACAAAAGAGUGUUGGCAGGUGCCAUGGAGGAAGCAGAGGAAGCAACUCACGCUGUUAUUAAAUAUCAUACUUAGGAGGGAGAUAUACUGCUUGUCCUGCUUGGUUAUCAGUACCUUGUUCCUGUGGAUGAGCCUUAUGGUUCCCUUACAGCUGUUGGGAAGGAUGGUCUCUCAUUAGGUGUUCUGCCUCUUUGGGUCCAGGAGAUUCACAGAUUUCCUGUGUUAUCAAACUGUUGUUGGACUUUUUUCAGGAAAAAUGUACUUGCCUAGAAAGUGGUCUUCAGCCAGAGAACUGAAACCUUUAAAAUCUGAAGAUUAGGUUGAAUAUUUAAUUAUUCCUAUCAGAAGAAGAUAAUAGUGUUGAGCAGUCAUCUUACAUGUGUGCUAUCAAAAAACUUGAGGUAUCCAAUAUUUUUUUAAGAUUAAAGUUGCUGAUGCAUAGAGACUUUAUCAUAGUAUUUUCAUGCUAAAGUAGCUAUAAAUUAGGUAUACUAUACUGCAGAAGCCUUAAGAAAUACUUUGUGUAUGACCUAAAAAAACUCUUAUUUAGCUACAUUCUGUUUAUUUCUUUUUAAUUCAUCUGGAUGAUGACUGACAGGUGUUCACUGGGUAACUAUUACUUCAGCACUGUGAGCCAGGAACUUUGCCAUGAUUAGCUGGAGUAAGGCUGUGCAGACCCCUUUUUAUGUGAACUGCAAAUCUUGAAGCAUGAUACCUAAAGGAAGAUAACUCCUAUUUGUGUUUAAUCCCAGUGUAACACAGGAUAGGGAAAGGCAAAUUAACUGUAUUAUUACUUUUGAAAAAUUUGUAAUAGAACAUAAGUGAUAAAUCUCAUGUCAGCAGAUGAGCUCAUCAGCAAAUAGUACAUUCAUUAAGGAGGAUAACAGGUAUGGAGGAAAGCUUUCUGAUGUGUUCUCUUUUCUGCCAAAACAAAAAACAUGUUCAUCUACAUGUUAAUGGCAAAUGAGAAUACUGGUCGUAUGCAUUUCUUCCUCUGAACAUAACCAGAAUUUCAGGUAAGAACUAGAAUAGAUAAAGUCAUGCUAAUCUUCUGCCAGAAAAUUGAAACAAACAUUCCUUUUCAGACAAAAAGUUUAAAUAUUUUUAUUGACAUUUUUUAUUGUAUUUUUAAAACCUCUAACUUGAUUCUUGGAGAGGAUGUGUGUAUGCUUGUGUGUGUGUAUGAGUGUAAGUAAAACAGUGAAUAAAAUGCCUGGUUGUAGUACUUUGUCAUCUGUUAUUUCUCCAUUAUCACAGAAAAAGCAAAGCUGCUGUGUUUUCCACUUUUGAAACCGCAGGGGUAACUUUGUGUACAGUAA